This is a messenger RNA of Bactrocera tryoni, 1211 nucleotides long. Its product is annotated as alpha-tocopherol transfer protein. Gene Ontology annotation, cellular component: membrane. Gene Ontology annotation, molecular function: phosphatidylinositol bisphosphate binding. The record is from RefSeq and is a predicted model, not a curated record. The coding region runs from base 147 to 1061 and encodes 304 amino acids. NCBI's taxonomy places the organism in Eukaryota, Metazoa, Arthropoda, Insecta, Diptera, Tephritidae. The transcript has 6 exons.
GUCAGUUGCAAAAGUGACAGCGGCCGAGAAAGUGGUGAUCGUGCAAGCUUUUAGCGCGGCGUAAAUCUGUACACAUCUAUCAAAAAUCCAAUCCAAGUCUAUAGUAAAUAUAAAGAUAGCGAUAGCGAGUGUUUGUAAAAUAAAAUAUGGUUGGGCAGCAACUGAAUAAAAAAUUGGAUGAAUUGGAACAAUGGUUCAAAGAAAAUCCAAAAUUACCGCAAGAAAUUGAUCGCAUUCUCUUACGGCGCUUUCUUAAAUGCAUGUACAACAAUGUGGAGGAAACCAAAAAAAUUAUUGAAUUAAAUUUUUCAAUACGAAAUAAGAACCAACAUAUAUUUCUUCACCGUGAUCCCGACGAUGAAGCUGUCAAAGCCAUACGAGAUGUAGUAGAAAUGGUACCACUACCGGGUCUGACACCAGAAGGUUAUAAGUUAUUAUUAUUUAGGCUAUCAGAUAUAGAUCCGAAAAAGUUAAAUAGCGUCAUCGAGUGCAAAGCCUUUUUUAUGCUAGCUGACUGUCGUUAUUCUGAGCUCGACAUCGACAAACCGCAAACACAAAAGACAGAGAAAUCGAAAGAUGACAGUCAGACGGAGGAAACAAGUGAAAUCGAAGAUGACUCGCUGCAAGAUGAUUCAAUAUCAAAUGGUGAAGUACAGAUAUGUGAUAUAGGUGAUUACACUUUAUCGCACAUGGCACGCAUUUCCUUUACGACAUUGCGUAUGUAUAUGAAUUUUCUUCAAGAGGCGUAUCCAGUACGUUUACGCGCAAUGCAUAUCAUAAAUUGUCCGCCAUUUUUAAACAAAAUGGUGUCUAUUGUAAAGCCUUUUAUUCACGAGGAUGUCUUUAAAAUGAUCCAUUUUCACACUGAAGGCAUGGACAGUUUGUAUGAGAAAGUUCCGCGUCAUAUGUUACCGAACGAAUAUGGCGGCAAUGCCGGUGAUAUAACGGAUCUGAAGAAAAUAUGGACAGAUAAAUUAAAAGUUAAAAGAGAUUACCUAAUGGAUGAAAGGCAUUGGAAAAUGGAUCCAGCACAGAAUUCGCGACGUUGGUAUUUGUUUUGAAAAUUUUCAAAUCCACAGAAUCAUUAUUAUCUAAAACUCUUUGGAGAGUGUUUUCCGAUUUAUAGCCAUUUGAUGUGAUAUGUUGUAAAAAAUGAAAUGCUUAGGUAAAUUUAUAUGGGAGUAUGCAGAGUAAAUUGUAUAAGGACUUUU